This is a messenger RNA of Hypomesus transpacificus, 2904 nucleotides long. RefSeq lists its product as uncharacterized. The record is from RefSeq and is a predicted model, not a curated record. The transcript is spliced from 4 exons. NCBI's taxonomy places the organism in Eukaryota, Metazoa, Chordata, Actinopteri, Osmeriformes, Osmeridae. The coding region runs from base 34 to 1419 and encodes 461 amino acids.
GAAGAAGAGGAGGAAGAGGAACAGAACGGAGUGAUGGAAAUAGAAGACGACAGUGGAACCGAGGACAAGGAAAAGGACCUUCUGAGCAGCUCAGGCCGCCUCCACAUGCUGCCUCUCCUCUCCUCCCUCUCCUCCCUUGUUCUCUACCUCCGCCGGCUUCAGCACUCUGCCUUCCUGUCGCUGUCCCGCCAGCUGCAGUCCGCUGAGGCCUGGCGCCUACUGUGCCACUCCAGCCUGGCUCUGCUCAUCCUCUACAACCGCCGGCGUGAGUGUGAGGUCUCCAAGCUCGCCAUCGCCGAGUACCGCGUCCGCGUCACCCCCCAGUGUCCCGUGCCGGUCCCCCCCGGUGCCCCGCCCGCCCUCACCCCCCUGGAGGCCUCCCUGUCCCCCUUCGAACGCCUUGUCCUUCCCCAUCUCCCCCGUGUGGGGGUGCAGGGCAAGCGUGGCCGCGUUCAGCCCCUCAUCUUGCCCCCGCAUUGCGAGCCCUGCCUGGAGCUCCUCCUGCAGACGCGCCACGACGUGGGCGUGGACCCGCAAAACCCUUACGUCUUUGCCCGCCCCUACCACUCCCCGGCCACGCCCCUCCGCGGCACCGACCUGCUGAGGAGCCUGGCCCGCUCCAGCGGCACGCGCAACCCCCGGGCGCUGACCCAGACCCGGGUUCGACGGCAAGUGGCAAUCCUGACGCAGCUACUGCUACUGGGGGAGGGGGAGGAGCCAGGCCAGCCAGGCGGGAGCGCAGUGGAGCGGCUGGAGCACUUCCUGGAGAGGGAGUAUCACGUGACGCAGAGCUGCGGCGGGAUUGGCCAGGAUCCGGGGCUGAUGGGGAGAGUGGGGAGGGUCGUGCUGUGUGGAGAGAGGGAUGGAGUGCUCUUCAGAGGGAUGAGUCUACACCACAUCUGUCUGGAGCUGGACGUAAUGUCUGGAAACUCUGCAGACUCAUACUCAGAGGGCGAGUCUGAAGGCGACCCGGGCAAGGAAAAGGGCGAGGUGACCCCGGCCACCCAGACACCCGCCCCAACGCCCACGCUCCUGUAUGUCCGGAGGGGAAAAGCCAACAGCAGGACACCGCGGCCCAAGAAGAUGAAAGGCACACCCCCGUCCGCCUCGCCUCUAUCCCCGUCGCUCGCCGGUCGCAGAAGAGGCUCCGGUCAGCCGCGCUCAGGUAAGCGCGGCGUCCUCAAGCGCCCGUGGUCGGAGGCGGAGCGCGCCGCCGUGGAGGAGCACCUGACGCGGAACAUCGCCGAGCUGCGUGUGCCGGCCAAGGCGGACUGCGAGCGCUGCCUGCAGUCCUGCCCCCUGCUGGUGACCAACCGCCGUGACUGGCGCGCCAUCAAGUUCUACUGCCACAACCGCAUCCAGCUGCUGAAGAAGAACCAACGUCGCGAUAGCGACCCACCUCCACUCAUUGUCUGCUGAGAAGGGAGGCUGAAGGACGUCUGACGUAGCACACUACUACUCGCGGUCCAGAUGACCGCCGAUCCUUGUAGUCACACACAUUUUGGACAGUCCUCUGUCUGCAGAAGGGGAACCUGUCUAUUCUGUAGUGCAUUAUCUGAAGGAGAUUUCAAAGGAGCUCCGAUGACACACUAUGUUUCACUGUUUUGAGGUCUUAAAUUCUACCAUUUCUUUUAGGAUGGAGUGUGGUGAGUGCACUACAGAACAGGCGCACUAAAUUUGUGUAGGGUGUCAUUUGCGAUUCACAUUGAGACGAGAGAUUGGCAGGGUUUGGCUACGCUUUAGUUUGUACAGGCCUGUACUAGUUUCACCUCUAACAGAAUGACCCUGUUGCAACUGUGCCAUUCAGAUUUUUGGAGUUGUCUUUACCUAGAACUUAUUGGGUAGUCUGCAAUUGCUCAGUUAGUCUGUAGCCUUUACUCUGAGAAGAUUCCCUUUUCCUUACCAAAAUGGCACUAGAUGUGACCCACCUAGAUACCAAUAACGGGGUUGUUUGAAUUUAACCAUAUUAACUUCCGUAUUUCUACGUUGGAAGUUGCAACACUUGUCAGUGAAGUAAAGUUUGAUUCCUCAAAGCCAUGAUUAGUCCUAAAACAUGUGAAGAUUAGACUAAAUCAUGUUGCAUAUUUGGUUACUAUACCUUCCCCUUCUCCUCUAAACAGGUACAUCAGAGAAGCUGAGAGGGCAUUAACCCAAAGAACUAGCAUUUUGUUUUUGGCAUCGGUCCACUUAUUUUCCCUGUGCAUUUAUGCACGUUUUAUUUUUCUUCAAGCUGUUAAAAAAAAAAAAAAGGUGCUUAAGUUAUCAAGCUAUUAUCUCAAUUUGAGGGCGAUACAUUUCCCUGACUUCCCUCGGUUGGGUUGUCUUUUGAGGCAUUAUUUGGAAGUAAACUGAAUGACUCGGCCGGAAAGUUGUUUAUUUUAUUUGUAUUAUACCCCUCUCCCAUGCAGUGUUUUUGUGUUGUUCGUGUUAAUUGUUCGUCUUUUCAAAGACUAGUUUUGUCCGGUUCCUGUCCAGUUCCUGUCCGGCCUUUAUGCGUGUCAAUAGUUUUGCAGUAGGCCUAAUGCUAGAUUCUGGAUGCUUUUGUCACUCAAUUACAAGUGCCCAGAAAUCUUUGUCAACUACUGAACUACAAAAAAACUACAAAACACCAUGUCGAACAGAUACUUGAAGUUAUUUAAACCGUUCACAUCAUCCAUUGUUAGUUGAUGCUCCAAUUCCAGCCAGUUACGUUGUACAGAAAAAAAAGUUAUAUAUAAUUUUGUUAAUUGGCUUGUUUGUCCUACUUGUAACUUUUUCCCCAUUUGAGUGUAUAUUGUACAUAGGCCUGUGGUUUGUAAAUAUUCACAGUAACACAAAGAAAAAAGCUACACACAGUGUAUGAUAUUCCUUGGUUUUCGUGUCAUGUUUUUUUUUUUUAAUAAGUCUUAUAAAAAGUUGCAGCUG